Messenger RNA from Larimichthys crocea (large yellow croaker), 3276 nucleotides. It is a transcript of the gene snx11, whose product is annotated as sorting nexin 11. Bases 220 to 1935 code for a protein of 571 amino acids. Gene Ontology annotation, cellular component: endosome. The transcript has 7 exons. Gene Ontology annotation, biological process: intracellular protein transport; vesicle organization. The record is from RefSeq and is a predicted model, not a curated record. Lineage: Eukaryota; Metazoa; Chordata; Actinopteri; Sciaenidae. Gene Ontology annotation, molecular function: phosphatidylinositol phosphate binding.
UUAAAAACCGACUCCCGGAAGUGUGACGUCACGGCGGCCGGGUGACGUAGCGGCGCUUGUGACUUGCGAAAUGGAGAAAGGAGGCGCAGCCGAAAACAAGUCUGCGUGUUUGAGGAGAUCUCAGCUAGGAAACACGCAGGAGCGGACACGCGGGACCACCAGCACCUCCGCCGCGCGGACCUCAGCGCAGUAGCCUCGUGACAUGCAGAGCUCGGGAGGAUGAUCAGCAACCAAGAAGACGAUGAGUUCGUUGCAGUGCGGGUUCAAGAUCCCCGCAUUCAGAACGAAGGCUCGUGGAACUCGUACGUGGAUUAUAAAAUAUUCCUACAUACCAACAGUAAAGCCUUCACAGCCAAGACGUCCUGCGUGCGUCGGCGCUACAGCGAGUUCGCCUGGCUCAAGAAGAAGCUUCAGAAGAACGCCGGUUUGGUGCCGGUCCCGGACCUCCCAGCAAAGUCCUUCUUCUCCUUCAGCAAUGAGGACUUCUUGGAGGGGAGAAGAAAAGGACUUCAGACCUUCUUGGACAAAGUGGUGCACAUGACGGUGUGUCUGUCAGACAGCCAGCUCCACCUCUUCCUGCAGACCCAGCUGCCGGUCGGUCACAUCGAGGACUGCGUGCAGGGCCACACGCCGUACACCGUGACGGACGCCAUACUCACCUACGCCUCGUCCAAUCGGGGCUUCGCUCAGGCGCAGGAGGACGACUCCAUCAAGGAGCCGAGUCUGACUGUUUCGUACGAGUCCAUGGAGAGCCCAGCGCCGCAUCAGCCCUGCCUACAAACUAAAGAGACCUUCAGCCCUGAGCUUGUAUCGUGUAGUGACUCGGACCCUGUGGACAGCAUCCUGCAGCUCUGCGAUCACGGCACAGUCGAGCUACAGCACCAGGAGAAGUCCUCGAUACGAGUCCUCCAGAUGAACAACCAUCUCGAGGCCGUCGUUGAGGACUGUGGCCCGGGAGAGGCGAGCUUCUUUCUGGGUGACGGUCGGGACGACUGCGAGAGUUUUUCAGAACAGACCCAGCAGAGGAGCUGUCAGAUACAGACGCCAGUGGAGGUGCACUCGCCCAUGGGGACCGGCUUUGAGGUGAACUGUGGGGUGGAGGAGGUGAGCGCCACGACAUUAGAUCAAGAAGAAAAGACAGUCGACACGGAGGGAGAUCAACAGGAAAGUUCUGAGGAGGCAAAUAUAGAAAACAAGUCUGUGAAUUCUGUAGCGGUUCUGGAUCUUAAGGACAGCGACGCUGUGGACGUUCUACAAGACGUCGGCAUCGAGAAGCAGAUUUUAGAAAAUCACGUCAUCUCUGAGCACGUUAGUGACUCUGACGAUCACGUGGAGGAGAAAUCAGAGCCGGUCAACGAAGAACAUGCUGAACUUGAGAGCAAAGAAGAGGCGCCAGAAAUCCAGGAGGUGCCACAGGUGGAACAUGGCGGUGAUGAUGACACCGCUGAACAAACGGACCAAAAGCAACAGGAAGCUGAUUUGGUCGGGACCAAAGACGAGAGCGACGAAGACAGCCGCUCGCUGACGUCGUCCAACGAGAGCAUCGUGAAGGUGAGCGACGAAGAAAGCGCUUGCGACGAGACUCGGUCUGCGAACGGCUUCGUGAAGACGUCUCCCGAGGACGACGCGCUCUGGUCGGACGCGGACGCCUCCAGGAGAAACAUUUUGGAUCUACACGUGAACGGAUGCAUUUCCACGCAGGAGGAGGAGGAGGAGGAGGAGGACGCGUUGCAGAGUGAAGACCUGCAGUACAUCACCGAGACCAAGGACCUGAGCAAAUCCCUGGAGCUCAACUCGACCGUGACCGGUGGAGACUUGACUGAAAACAGCGACUUCAGCAUCAUAGAGACGAGCUGCUCGCCUGUGAUCGUCGACAGUAAAUGUUCGGAGCAGGAGCUGUCGGAGGAGACUCCCGAGGAGGAGGAGGUGCGUUAGUGAAACCGCUGAAUGACACGACAUGUUGUCAUGCAUCUUCUUUUUUAGUUAGUUUUUAAAUUUAACAGCUUCAUUUACACUCAGGUACACUAAACAUCGCCACUGUUUUCUCCUCGAACCGGCUCCUCUGCUGGAUGAUGAUCGGCUCUUCGAACAGCAGAUGGUGCUCAAGCUCACUAAAGGAUCUUAUCCACACACACACACUAAAGGUUUUAUUAGAAAUAUAAAUUUUAAGCUCAACUGCUCUGAAAUUCAGACACAUAAUUCAAUCAGGAAACUUAAAAACGUGAAUCUUUAAUUUAAGUCUACUUAAACGUUCUUUGAAAGAGUUUCUGGUUUGCUGUGAUUUGUUCCUGUGAACAGACGACUGAAGUCUGUUUCCUCAGUUUGAAUCUGUGUGAGAGGGAUCAUUCAAAACUCGUAACCUUUAGAGAAACUCUGAGGACUGUUGCAUCAAAAACCUGUUUCAGCGUACGCGUGAGUAUUGUUUGAAGACAGACUAGUCACUGGAGAAUCCCCCCACAGCCUCGCUUAAUGUGAAACCCAUAAAAAAGAAAUCACUGUAUUAUGUAAGUCAACAACUGAAUCGUGAUGUUUUUAACGCUGAUAUAAGUCGUUAACUCAGGAUGGCAUUAAACCAGUUUAGUGAACGAGCACGCAGAGAGUCUGCCACAGAUUUUAGGCAGCACAAAUAUUUGGUUCUGUUUUUAAAAAAUGAUGAUCAUAAAUAAUCAGAGCGACGUUUAUGCAGUAGACACUAACACCUUUUCAGUCAUGUGACCUGGAUAAUGUGCAUUCUUGUGCUUUUUUGCAUUUCAAACAGGUGAGUCUCACCUUUAGGGCGACACUGGUUCACACACACACACACACACACUACGCUUCGUCGUCGUCAGUCCGCGUGUCGUUUAUUUAUUUCAUGAAGACGAUACUGCCUCUUUUCUAACUAACUGCAUGUCAGAGUAGACUUCUCAGCCGCAGCCUUAAUUCUGAAACUCGACACUGUUUUCACACACUACUGCUCUGUUUGUGAGUUUUAAUUCAUUUAAAAAAAAAAGGGACCCGGAGUUUAACGUGGCUCGUCAUGUUUCUCACACGUAUGAUCUAGAAGAUGGAUUGUACCGGGUAGUACUGGGUUUUAUUUUCUUUAUACACUGUACAUUUGUUUUGUUGCUUUUAAAUUUUAAAAAAAUAAAUAAAUGUUUUCAGAAGCGAAGCCCCCUCUUCUAAAGGAGACCUCUAUUUUAUAACAUGGAUCUACAAGGGCGACGCUAACAACCUGAGUGACGGUGUCCGUGUAAAUACAUCAAGUUUUAUUUCAAAUAAAUAGUUUUUUCUUCUUUA